AUGUCGAACGAUUCAUCUUUCAGUCAAUGGAAGGCUUUGACAAAGAUGACUAUCGAACUUGUUGGGAUAAUUUUAUUCGUCUUUCAGACAGGAAUAAUCCUUGUCUCUUCGAUUCAUCCCGGAGACCCAUCACUGAUAGACUCACUUGGCGAAGGAACUCUCGAGAAUACGGCCUUAUCGACGCUUGACACAUUCCUCGAUCAAAUCAGGAACAUGUUUCCCGAGAACAUUAUCCAGGCGACAUUCCAACAAGUACAGACCUACUACGUGCCGAUCAGGCCAAAGCUGCAACGUCUCAACGGCACGAGCAACGUGUCUGACGUGGUUUUCCACAAACCACAACUCACCUACACAAACGAAAUGAAUGUUCUAGGCCUGAUCGUGUUUUGCAGUGGAUUCGGUGUGAUUCUCAGCAUACUUGGCGAUCAGGCACGAUUGAUGAUCAACUUCUUCAUCGUGUUAGACGCUAUUAUUAUGAGAUGGAUCUCGGCCUUGAUG
Ostertagia ostertagi is the source of this 498-nucleotide messenger RNA. The record is from the annotation of a GenBank genome assembly. NCBI's taxonomy places the organism in Eukaryota, Metazoa, Nematoda, Chromadorea, Rhabditida, Trichostrongylidae.